AAGAAAGAAAUUGGUGCUGCAGCGUAACCGAGUGCUUUAAACUGACACCACAGCGGUGGUAGUCUUUGUUUUGCUCGUGACAUAGUCUGUGAUCUUUAUAAACCUGAUAAGAUGGUUCAAUUACACUACAGCUACAAAAAGCUAUUUCAAAUAUAUAAAUUUUCCUCAAAUAUUAUAGGUACAUCGCUAUUACCUAGAAGAUUUGUUCCAUCACAUCAAAAUAGACAUGAAAUUCGCUUCAAGACUUCAGGUGCUGGUGAACGAGCUCUACAGGAGAGACAGAGGCAGCACAUGGCACGAGGUUUGCCAAAACAGAAGCCAAUAGCUGGAGUGAAGGAGGUCAUUGUUGUUGCAUCAGGGAAAGGAGGGGUGGGAAAGUCCACAACAGCAGUGAAUCUUGCUCUUGGACUCAUGGCUAAUGAUCAGAGUAAAUCGGUGGGUCUUCUAGAUGCUGAUGUCUAUGGCCCUUCAGUUCCCAGGUUAAUGAACCUAAAAGGAAACCCUGAAUUAACAGACAAUAACUUGAUGAGGCCACUUGUAAAUUUUGGAAUUUCUUGCAUGUCAAUGGGCUUUCUGGUUGAAGAGGUGGCACCUAUUGUGUGGAGGGGUCUGAUGGUGAUGUCAGCUAUUGAGAAACUCAUUAGACAGGUAGACUGGGGGAAUCUGGAUUACCUUGUGAUUGAUAUGCCACCUGGAACCGGAGACGUCCAACUGUCUAUUACUCAGAACAUUCCUAUAGCAGGCGCUGUGAUAGUGUCCACUCCUCAAGACAUUGCCUUGCUAGAUGCACGAAGAGGUGCUGAGAUGUUCCGAAAGGUUAACGUUCCGGUACUGGGUUUGGUUCAAAACAUGAGUGUUUUUCACUGUCCCAAAUGCAAUCAUCAAACUCACAUUUUCGGCUCAGAUGGGGCUAAAGAGCUGGCUCAUACCCUCGGUGUUGAGAUGCUUGGAGACAUUCCUCUUCAUCUUAACAUUAGAGAGACAUCAGACAAAGGACAGCCUGUGGUUGUGUCGUCCCCAAAUAGCCCAGAAGCCGAAGCUUACAGAAGAGUUGCAGCAGCAGUAGUACGGCGACUGCGAAGCAUCCAAGUUAAAUGACUUCCAGAUUUAAUCUAGUCUUGGUGACCUGAGGAUAAUGUCAGUAUUGUAUCAUUGCCUCCUAAUCAACUUAUUUACCCAUUUAAAUUGGUAUUACAUGCCUAUUAGAAUGUUAUCAUUUAUCUUAUUUAUACACAGACAUACUGUUAAUGUUAUUUACAGGCAUUAAAAUAACUCAUAUUAAUAAAAA
Molecule: messenger RNA, 1288 nt
Organism: Rhinichthys klamathensis goyatoka
Lineage: Eukaryota; Metazoa; Chordata; Actinopteri; Cypriniformes; Leuciscidae
Gene: nubpl
Product: nucleotide binding protein-like
Exons: 11
Coding region: 112-1098 (328 amino acids)
Biological process (GO): mitochondrial respiratory chain complex I assembly; iron-sulfur cluster assembly
Cellular component (GO): mitochondrion
Molecular function (GO): ATP-dependent FeS chaperone activity; ATP binding; 4 iron, 4 sulfur cluster binding
Source: RefSeq, a predicted model, not a curated record